UUUCCUGUAGCUUAUCAUUUGUGGAAAAUUUUCAGAGCUUUCAACGAUGUUCCUCAAGUAACUUUAGAGAUCUAAGAUAGGAAGCAUCUUAUUUUCGAUCACCAGUACUCUAAAAACUAUUUACAGUGAUAAAUAAACAUGUUACGUAUUUUUGUUCAAAAUAAAAGUCGGACGAAACUUUUGCAAACAUGUUUGUUGUUCCAAGAUAGAAGAACAUUUGCAGAUAAGAAAAUUAUCAAGAGAAUCGUACAAAAUGAAAAUAAAUCCAAUACUUUAGCGCUAGAUAAAUUAAAGAAUGGGUUGCAAACAAUAAAAAAGACUAUUGUACCAUGGAACAGCAAUGAUCAGGAUGAGCAAAUUCCAUGGUCAAAUCUUACACCACGUAUGUCACAAAAUUGUGAUGUUGUUAUAAUUGGAGGUGGUGUAAUUGGUAGUUCCAUAGCUUACUGGUUAAAAAAACGAGUUUACAAGGAUUUCAAAGUUAUAGUCGUCGAAAAAGACCCCACAUAUACUAAAGCAUCGACGGUUCUUUCUGUCGGGGGUUUACGGCAACAAUUUUCUCUCGAAGAAAAUAUCGAAAUGUCCCUUUUUGGUGCCGAGUUUAUACGGAACAUUAAUCAGUAUUUAGGCAUAGAAGGACAACCCCCGAUCGAUUCGUGCUUCCAUCCAUAUGGAUAUUUAUUGUUGUCAAGUAACGAAGGAGCCGAGGUAUUAACAAGAAACUCUAGAUUGCAAAAUUUUCUCGGAGCAAAGAAUAUUUUGUUGACGCCAAGUAAAUUAAAAGCCGUGUUUCCUUGGUUAAAUACGGAAGAUGUUGAAUUGGGUUGUUUAGGAUUAGAGAAAGAGGGUUGGUUCGAUCCAUGGACUCUACUUUGUGCUUUUAAAAAAAAGGCACUAAUUUUAGGGGCAGAGUAUGCUUAUGCAGAAGCCAAAGGGUUCAUGUAUAAGGAGAACGAUGAUCACGGGGAUGAGAGAUUAGAUAAAUUGAUUAUACAAACUCCAGAGGGUGAAACGCGUACAAUAAAAUUUAGUUUAGCCAUUGUGGCGGCGGGUGCUUUUAGCGGAGAUAUCGCCAAGAUGGCGAAAAUUGGUACAACAACUGGAGAACGCAGCCUAGCAUUACCUGUUGUACCAAGGAAAAGAUACGUGUAUUGUUUUCACUGUCCCGAUGGCCCAGGUUUAAAUACUCCAUUAACGACUGAUUAUUCAGGAGUAUAUUUCAGACGAGAAGGCUUAGGGGGUUCCUACAUUUGCGGGAAAUCACCGGCCGAAUCCGAAGAGCCUUCCGUUGACAACUUAGAUGUUGAUUAUGAAUACUUUAACGAAACAGUAUGGCCGUUACUUGCACAAAGAGUUAAAGCUUUUGAAAGUUUAAAGUUGAUGUCUUCUUGGGCAGGAUAUUACGAGUAUAAUACCUUCGAUCAAAACGGAAUAAUUGGAGUACAUCCGUAUUAUAGGAAUAUGUUUUUCGCAACCGGAUUCAGCGGGCAUGGAAUUCAACAAGCACCAGCCGUUGGUAGAGCAAUCGCGGAAUUAAUUCUCGACGGCACAUUUAUUACAAUCGAUCUAUCGAAAUUUGGUUUCGAAAGAAUUGCUCGAGAGAAACCAAUGUUCGAAGCUAAUAUUAUAUAAACUAUAAUAUGAAAAACAGAACAAGCAUUUUUAGGAUGGAAAAUUUUAUAUGAAUUUUGUCGUGUAUUUAUUGUAUAGUAUUUAUACAUCAUAGCACAUGUAUAUAGUAGUCGA
Colletes gigas is the source of this 1746-nucleotide messenger RNA. Its product is annotated as FAD-dependent oxidoreductase domain-containing protein 1. Gene Ontology annotation, cellular component: cytoplasm. Gene Ontology annotation, molecular function: oxidoreductase activity. The transcript has 7 exons. Bases 139 to 1632 code for a protein of 497 amino acids. The record is from RefSeq and is a predicted model, not a curated record. Lineage: Eukaryota; Metazoa; Arthropoda; Insecta; Hymenoptera; Colletidae.